AAUUUAGAUUACUUAACUGGGCUGAUUUGAAAGUCUUUGGCCCCUUCGCCUUUCUGGUUUCACUUUCACAGUGGCGCUCUGUCUCGCCGCCGGCGUAUUUUUCCCUUCUAAUUUUCAGUUUUCCCUCGUUGCUUUUCUCGCUUCCUCUCCGAAAACCUGGCCUUGUCCAAAGAGAUAUCAAUUACAUAGUUAUUUAAAUCUGGAAUGGGUAGAAUAGCAGUCGCAUUGAUAGUGAGCUCUUGGGUUAUUCCCAUAUCAAUCCUCGUCAAUCGAAUUGUACCUGAACCAUACAUGGACGAGAUUUUCCAUAUUCCUCAGGCUCAACAAUAUUGCAAAGGCAAUUUUGCAAGUUGGGAUCCCAUGAUCACUACUCCACCUGGCCUGUACUAUCUUUCACUUGCCCAUGUUGCUUCUUUGUUUCCAGGCAUGUUUUUCAUACGUGGGGUGUCAUUGUUCUCUGAAUUGUGCUCCACACCAAUUCUUCGCUCUGUGAAUGGUGUAUUGGCAAUAUUAUGUAGUGUUAUUGUAUACGAGAUCAUCACCCUCUUGAGACCAAAUAUUGAUGAAAGAAAAGCAACAAUUUUUGCGGUGGUUCUGGCGCUGUACCCGCUCCACUGGUUCUUCACGUUCCUUUAUUAUACAGAUGUUGCAUCACUUACUACAGUUCUUGCUAUGUAUCUUGCAUGCUUGAAGAAGAAAUACCACUUAAGUGCAUUGCUUGGAGCCUAUGCAGUUUUCAUCCGACAGACGAAUAUUGUCUGGAUGCUUUUUGUUGCAUGCACUGGGGUCAUGGAUAUUACUCUGACCCAUCAAAGAGAGAGUGUGAAAGUAGACAACUUAAAUACCACGGGCAACAAAACUGGCCUUUCAGUCCCAAACAAUCACAUCAUAGUUGGCUCAAACAUGAGAAGACGAAAGCCCAAUAGUGCUGUGGAUAACAGCAAAAGUUCUAUGACGAGUACACUCACCUAUUCAACAAGCCAUUCAUCAGGUUUUCUUGAUGAGAUUAAGGCAAUCUGUUUGACAUCAUGGAAUAUGAAGUCAAAACUUUUAUUCUCCUUUAGCCCCUUCUUUAUAGUAUUGGUGGCCUUUGUUGCUUUUGUCCGUUGGAAUGGGAGUGUAGUUCUUGGUGCAAAAGAAGCUCAUGCAGUCUCUCCACAUUUUGCACAGUUAAUGUACUUUAGUCUGGUUUCUUCUCUGGCAUUGGCUCCCCUGCAUUUCUCUUUGGAUCAAGCUGUGCAUCUGUUUUGGUCAUUCUGGAAGAAAAGGCCCCUUGGUUUUUGUCAAUGGAUAGUGGCUCUUACUGCCGGCUUUCUCUCUGUGCGUUCUUACAGCAUAGCUCAUGCCUAUCUCCUUGCUGACAAUCGGCACUAUACCUUUUAUCUUUGGCGGAAGGUCAUCCAAUCUCAUCAGUCAACGAAGUACCUUCUGGUCCCACUUUAUGUCUAUUCAUGGUUUUCCAUCUUCAGAGUGUUGGCUAGACCAAAAAUUUGGGUAUUGGCAUAUUUCUUGGCUACAGCUGCAGUUCUAGUUCCUGCUCCACUUAUUGAAUUCAGAUACUAUACCAUACCAUUCUACUUCUUGAUGCUUCACUCCCAUACGGUUGAUAUUCAAAGUUUGGUCCUCAUUGGACUUGGAUAUGUGGUAACCAAUGUUUUCACAAUGUUUAUGUUCUUGUUUAGGCCAUUUAAUUGGAGCCAUGAGCCCGGGAAACAGAGGUUUAUUUGGUAGAUAGGUUAUUGAGAAAAGAAAUUAUAAAUUCACAUACGAUGUUUAUCACUUGCUCACUGGUUAAGAGAAUAGAAAUGACCUCUAUCUCUGUCCCUGUCCUGGUUCCUGGACUGUGAUUCUGUGGACGCCACGUCCACUUUUGGCGUUAGAGGGUAAUGGCUUCAACUGUGAUUUUAAUGGUUUCAAUUUAUUCAAUGAAUUUACAA
Populus nigra (black poplar) is the source of this 1937-nucleotide messenger RNA. RefSeq names its product dol-P-Glc:Glc(2)Man(9)GlcNAc(2)-PP-Dol alpha-1,2-glucosyltransferase. The transcript is spliced from 8 exons. Gene Ontology annotation, cellular component: endoplasmic reticulum. Gene Ontology annotation, biological process: dolichol-linked oligosaccharide biosynthetic process; protein N-linked glycosylation. NCBI's taxonomy places the organism in Eukaryota, Viridiplantae, Streptophyta, Magnoliopsida, Malpighiales, Salicaceae. The record is from RefSeq and is a predicted model, not a curated record. Bases 205 to 1731 code for a protein of 508 amino acids. Gene Ontology annotation, molecular function: dolichyl pyrophosphate Glc2Man9GlcNAc2 alpha-1,2-glucosyltransferase activity.